AUGCCUCUCGCAAACGUCGGGUCGCUCGUCCUCAACCACGUCGUCUUCCUCACCCACCUCGUCUACAUCAACCUCGCCUUCUCCCAUGCCGAGCCCAGCCUGCUCGUCGUCCUCUACUUCGUCUCCAAGCUCGUCGCCCGCCGCCCCGAGGACCUGGACCUGGACGCCGCGGCGUCGUCAUGGCCGCCGCCGACCGCGCCCAAGUGUCUCAAUGGCAUGGUAGAGAAGGCAGAGACCAUGUUGCCGGACGCCAAGGUCACUCUCAGAGACCGCAUCGCCUGCUACCAAUGGACCUACUUCACCAUGACCAUGGCCACCGGCGGCAUCGCCAACGUCAUUCAUUCUCUUCCUUACCGGGCAUCUUGGGUCACGGGCAUCGGCGUCUUCUUCUUCCUUUUGAACGUCUCACUUUUCCUGCUUCACUGUAUCCUCAUCGCCGCGCGCUUUUACCUACGCCCGGGCAGCUUCGUCAGGUCCUUCACCGACCAAGUCGAGUCUCUGUUCAUCCCGGCUUUCUUUGUUUCCAUCGCAAUCAUCAUGAUCAACACUUGCGAGUAUGGCGUGCCGCGCUCGGGCGUCUGGCUCCUCAGGACCAUGGAGGUCAUGUUCUGGUUCUACGUGGCGCUGAGCGUCUUUGCGAGUGCCGGCAUUUACCUUGUCCUAUGGUCAACACUCAUCUUUCCUGUCCACACAAUGACACCGACGUGGGUCUUUCCAGCAUACCCUCUGCUGCUCACGGCACCGUUUGCCGCAACCCUCAUCGACGCUGCCGAGACCUCGAGCCACACUCUUUCGCUCAACGCCACAGCGGUUGCCCUCGGCGCCGCAACGACCCAGGGGACCGGAUGCCUCAUUGCGUUCAUGAUCUCGUCAGCGUUCGUCUACCGGCUUAUGACGCAGAAGCUGCCGCGCGAUACCCAGCGGCCAGGUGUGUUCAUGUCGAUAGGGCCAUUUGGCUUCACCGCCGCGGGAAUCGCACAGCUCGGGAAUCAAGCCAGUCAAAUCUUUCCCCAUAGCUUUCUCGGCUCCGAGACCACCGUCGACAUCGUCAGAGUGGUGUCCAUCCUGGUCGGGCUCUGGCUCUGGGGCCUCGCCAUGUGGUUCUUUCUCGUCUCCGUGGGCUCCCUGUGGAAGUACGCCCGGUCGGGGAGCAGCCUGCCCUUUCAAAUGACGUGGUGGUCGUUUGUGUUCCCUAACACGGCACUGGUCACUGCUACCCAAGUCAUGGGCAAAAUCUUUCAGAGCAAGGGCCUCCGGCUCUUCGGCUCCAUCAUGACCAUCGUACUCGUCAUCGUCUGGGUCGGCGUCUUCGUCACCAUGCUCCACUGCCUGCGGACGAGGAAGCUGCUCUGGCCCAAGAGCAACACCUGA
This is a messenger RNA of Purpureocillium lilacinum, 1371 nucleotides long. RefSeq lists its product as uncharacterized. Gene Ontology annotation, cellular component: membrane. The record is from RefSeq and is a predicted model, not a curated record. NCBI's taxonomy places the organism in Eukaryota, Fungi, Ascomycota, Sordariomycetes, Hypocreales, Ophiocordycipitaceae. Gene Ontology annotation, biological process: malate transmembrane transport. Gene Ontology annotation, molecular function: malate transmembrane transporter activity.